Messenger RNA from Seriola aureovittata, 4177 nucleotides. It is a transcript of the gene cdc37, whose product is annotated as cell division cycle 37 homolog (S. cerevisiae). The transcript is spliced from 9 exons. Bases 811 to 1794 code for a protein of 327 amino acids. Gene Ontology annotation, cellular component: cytoplasm. The record is from RefSeq and is a predicted model, not a curated record. Gene Ontology annotation, molecular function: heat shock protein binding; protein-folding chaperone binding; protein kinase binding. Gene Ontology annotation, biological process: protein stabilization; protein folding. NCBI's taxonomy places the organism in Eukaryota, Metazoa, Chordata, Actinopteri, Carangiformes, Carangidae.
AUUAGAGGGACUGAUUGUCACGGUACGAGCAAGGAGAGGCCAGGACCCAAAUGCAGAGUACAAAAAACAGUUCUUUAUUCACAAAAGUAACAACGAAAAAUCACCUUUAACGGGAAACAAAGUAACAACACGGGAAAAACCUUCUAACAGGGAAAAACCAACUAAAGGUGUCCAGGAGCAAACUCAAACUGGUAAGUCAAAGUACAAAGAAAAAACUGGAGAUAAUACUUAGCGAUAGGGAACAAACGUGAGGCAGGAGAUCGGCUCGCGAGCAGGCGAGCAGCAAACUGAAUACUCCGCCCACGAGGACGUGAAUGGGGUUUGGCUUCAGUAGCCGAGCUGAUUGGAGAAUGCGGAGCAGGUGAGUCUGGUUGAGCCCCGCCCCCGAGCACUCAGUGUGUGCAGAGGGAGAGAGAGGGAGAGAGAUCAAAAACGGCACAAGAGUCAGAGCAUAACACUGAUAUUGGCACUUAUUACUUAUGUUGUGUUUUGUUUUUGAACAGAAACACUGUUAGAGAUACAGCACCAGUUCACUUUUGGUUUCCUGAAUGGUUAACAUGAAUAUGUGAUGGCUAAUGUUUUUUAAAAUAACAGCCUUUCAUGUCUUUCUUACAGAUCCAAGCUGUGCAGAGAAACCUGAGUUCACUCCAUCCAGACUGGUGGUGCAGUAUGGUGACCCAACCUCUGCCGGAUGCUCCGUGUGAAACUUGCCCCUGGUGAUAAUCUUUGGAGCACAAGUUAGUUGCUGGAUAUCAUCGUCAUCAUCGUCAUCAUGAUCCACUACUUCAAAUUUAGGCCCGGUUAGAGAAAAUGGCUGACUUUCAGCAGAAAGGGGAAGAUCUGGAGAACAACUUUGCUCAAUGCAGGAGGCUAUUAGAGGAAGCCCAGGGACGACUUAAGGAGCUGCAACAAGUAAAGAAGGAGGGAGAGGAGGAUGAGGAGCAGGAGGCUGAACUGAAGAGAGUUCAGACUGAGGUGAGAGAACUGAAAAAGGAUGAAAAGGCUUUUGAGAAAAUGAUGGAGCAAUACCGGCGAGAAGAAAAGAAACUGCCCUGGAACGUCGACACUAUCAGCAAAGAAGGUUUCAGCAAGAGUGUACUCAACAUCCAGCCUGUUACAAAGGAGGAAAGGGAGGAAGAGGUGGAAAAGCACAAGACCUUUGUGCAGAAGUAUACAAAGGAAAUCAAACACUUUGGGAUGUUGCGGCGUUGGGACGACAGUCAGAAGUACCUGUCAGACAACCCACAUCUAGUGUGCGAAGAGACAGCUAACUACCUAGUUGUCAUCUGUAUUGACUUUGAGAUAGAUGAGAAACAUGCACUGAUGGAGCAGGUGGCCCACCAGGCCAUCGUCAUGCAGUUCAUCUUGGAUUUGGCUCGGACACUGAAGGUCGACCCAAGAGGCUGCUUCAGACAAUUCUUCUCAAAGAUUAAGACUGCAGACAAGCCAUACCAAGAUGCAUUUGACCGUGAGCUGGAGUUGCUGAAGGAGCGGGUCCGCAGCUGUGCACAGAUUCGUAUGGAAGACGCCAUGAAGGAGGUGGAGGAGGAGGAGAGGCAGAAGAGACUAGGUCCGGGUGGUUUAGACCCUGUAGAGGUCUAUGAAUCGCUGCCAAAGGAAAUACAAAGGAGCUUUGACGAGAAGAACAUUCAGAUGCUGCAGGAAGCUCUCAGCAAACUGGACCCUGAGGAAGGAAAAUACCAUCUGAGGAGGUGCAUUGACUCUGGAUUGUGGGUCCCAGAUUCAGGAGAGGGUCAUGAUGAGGAUGAGGAUGAGGAUGAGGAAGAGGGUUAAAAAUAGAAGGUAGCUAAACAAAAAGGGGAGAUAAUAUUUCUGGUGGCAUCAGUUGAACUGAUACACAUAUUUUUCUGUGAUUUUGACCCACAUCAUCACUUUAAGAUAACAUUUGUUUUUGUGGUUAGUUCAGCUUGAAUUUGUUUAUAUUUGAAAACUCAUCGGACAGAGUCCAACAAGUAAGUAAUGUUUCAUACAUGCAACAUAAUUUUCAUAGUAGUGAAUCAUUACAGUAUUUUCUAGGCAUAUUAAAUUAAUGUACAUUAAAAUGUAAAAAUGUAAAAUUUAUACAUUUUCAAAUAUAUAAAUAUUUAAUAAGAAUAUGGACUAAAUUAUCAUAUGAUAAAAAAAAACUGAUCAGCAAGUACUGGAUUAGCAUCACUUUCAGUCUCUUUCAAUUUGUGCAACUGAGUAAAAGAAUAUUAUAUCUUUUAGACAUGUCUCAAUCUGUUUCUCGUAGACGUUAUCGAAUGAAUGUCAUUAGAAAUAGCAGAUCUCACACAGACUUUGUAACAGGCACCACACUUUCUGAUUUAUUUUUGAUCUACUCAUUUUAUUUUUGAUGAUGGCAAAUUUACGCCAAAAUAUUACAUACACUAUUGGGUCUAAAUUCCAAAAGUUGCUCUUUGCAUAUUUAAAAAAAAAAAAACUGUAGAUAGGGCUGCAAACUGGAUGAGAAACUGAUGCUAAUAAAAUGUCUGACUUUCAUUAGUCAGCAGUGUAAACCAAUGUCUCAGAUAUAUCUAAAAUAUUUAUCCAAAUAUUUCUUUUUAUAAAGAAAAGUCUAGCACUGCAUCGCAGGUUCUUUGAGGUAUAACCGUAUUUCUACUGUAAUCCUCUCCUCUGUUGUGCUACUGUGGCCGACAGCGCCAUCUCAAGUCUGUUUGGGGACAGGCAGCUCAUGUCCUGUAUGGUGAACAGUGUUGGGUAAAUUUGAAGUCCCCUGAUAAUUUCAUUUUGUAGUCAAGAUCAACUUGUCCUAUGAUGACGGGAGCAGCCCUAACAGUGCAGUGUGCUUUAAAGUCAAAUUGUUGAAGCUUUCCACCUGUAGGAUUGUCAGGUCAGAGUUUAAGAACCUUAGUUAACUAUUGGUACAGUUUUUUUUGUUCGUGUCAAAGGGUUCUGAAAUUUAAAGAUUACCUUGUGGCUUCUAUUUAGUGGACAGAAUGACAAACGCCGUAGAUUACAGCAGACCGGCAUUAUAUAAAAAUUAGGUGAACUUUUAAUUUUUGUUGUGGCUGUCAGAAGCCUCGAAUCAACUACAAAGUGAGUGUUUUCUGUCUUGUUUUCACAAGCUUGUAUCCUUGGCAAGAGAGGAAAUAGAGCUCAGCCAACAAAUCAGCGGCCAAAUAUGUCGGCCAGUAUUAGAUAUAUGUACGUAUCAGCGUAUAUGUUAGGCGAUAAGUAACAAGAAAUAUCAGAAUAGAAAUGCCAAAGACAUGUUUCAGAUGAUUAAGAAGCUGUUAAUUGUAAUAAUUAUAUUAGAUGAUAUGUCAUCAAGUGUUUGUAACUAUCAUAGAGAGAUACUGAUAUCAGAAAUCAAGUGUUGGUCGGGCUGUAGUUGGUAAUUCAGGCAUCUAAGAGUAAACCUGUCAGAUGGAUUGAAUUAAAAUAAAAUAACCCCAAAGCCCAACCUUGCUUUGCAGAUUUCAGCAUUGAUUCAUCACAGUUAAUCUGCCAGAACUACUACUGUCAUGAACAAUGACAGUAAUGAUUCAUCCUCUAUCAAUUGCCUGAUCAAUUAGUCAUCAAAUCGUUUAAACUUUAAAAGAGAUGAAGAGUUCGUCCAACUGAACGCUAGUUCAAAUAAAGUUGUUUUAUUGUUGCUACUUGGUAAUUUAAUAGUUUUUGUGUAAAGGUUUUACAAGCAGUAUGUUUUUAUUUAGUAGUUAUCGUUGCAGAUGUGAGACUGGUUUUAUGUUGUGUUGUAGAACUUGCACAAUAAACCAGACUUGAUUUUCGUUGUUAACAAACUGUUUCUGUUCAGUUUCCUAACUUUUCCCCUGGUUGGUGUGAAUCAUGACUUAUUUUCUGCCUUUCUUCUCUCUCCAUCUCCAUCUCUCUCUUUCACUUGCAUAAUUAAUUGCUGGGUCGCUCUCUCGCCCUCUCUCUCCUUCAUAAUUAAUUGGUGGGUUUGAUUUAGUGGUCUGUGCAGGAUUUUUUUUGAGGCAAAGCUUCUUUGUGCAGUCACUUUUGUAAAUAGAAAACAAUCAGCGCAGGCGCAGGGCAUAAAUCAAAUCUAGAUAAUGCUUAUAAAAGGGGAGACUUACAGAAUAGCAUUGCAGCUUCAUGUACAACUGUUUGUGUGUGUGUGUUUGUGUGUUGACAGUCAGUUUAUAUCAAUGUGUUGCAGUCCUGCAACAGUCUCUCCUGAUGCGUGAAU